AUGGCGAAUACCACGAAAGACCGCCGCGUCCCAAUGCAAGUUCUAUCACUGGGCAUGCCCCGCACCGGCACUGCUUCCAUACGUGAAGCUCUGCGGAUCCUGCUGGAUGAGCCUGUGUACCACGCCUUCGAGCUCUUGGACCAUGUCGACCACUGCCCUCGCUGGGAGGCCGCCAUCACUGCCAAGUUUAGUGAAAAGGACAGAUUGUCGCCUCUCGCGCAGCAGCAGCGGCAGCACCUGGACGAAAUGCUUCCGUUAGGCGACUACGCUGCCGUCACCGACAUGCCUGCCGUCUGUUUCGCCGAAGAGAUGGUCGCGGCGUAUCCGCACGCCAAGGUCAUCCUCGUGGAGCGCGAUAUUGAGAGCUGGUUCCGGAGCUUCGACAGCAUCAUCGCAGCACCCAUGUUCCACCCGGCCAACAACAUCAUCGCUGCCAUAGACCUGUGGUUCCUCGGGCCCGUGGCACGAGUGCACCACAGCUGGAUCCGAGGCUGGUUUGGGGCGCGCACGCUCGAGGAGAUGCGGUCCGGGGCGCGGGGCCACUACCGCGACUACUAUGCCAUGGUGAGAAGGGUCACACCACCCGAGAGGCUGCUUGAGUACGAGCUGGGUUCGGGCUGGGAGCCGUUGUGUGAGUUUCUGGGCAAGCCGGUUCCGGAUGUGCCUUUCCCCAAGGUGAAUGAGUCUGCCGUUAUGGAGGGAAAGUUCACUUCGAUCUUGGCUCGAGCGAGGCGCAGUAUCGCCUACAACUUUGGGGUGUAUGUGUUACCUGCAGCCGUGGCCGCUGGAGGGACAUGGUGGUACUACCGGAGAUAG
This is a messenger RNA of Microdochium trichocladiopsis, 816 nucleotides long. RefSeq names its product P-loop containing nucleoside triphosphate hydrolase protein. The record is from RefSeq and is a predicted model, not a curated record. The transcript has 2 exons. Lineage: Eukaryota; Fungi; Ascomycota; Sordariomycetes; Xylariales; Microdochiaceae. The coding region runs from base 1 to 816 and encodes 271 amino acids.